UUUAUACACUAAUAAUAUUUUAUAAGGCUAUUUUGUCGGGGAGGCGUGUUCCUCAUGUAAACACUGUGAAAAAACAGGCUGUAUUCAGUUGGAGAUUUCUGGCAACUGGUUUCAUGUAGAUGGCUGUAAAUUUGCAUGCAGGUAGUUAAAGUAGUACUAAUGAAUAUGAGUCGGUUAGUUGGUCGGUGUGUUUAGAACUUUUGACGAUAUUAAGCAUUCUAAUUUACAUAGUCAGUACGGGCCCGCCGGCGGGCCCGCUAGAGGGCGCUGCAGUAAGUAGAGGGAGCAGGAUCAAAGGGGCGGGACUUAGAGCGUGGCUUAGGCAGACAACGGGAUGCAGUUCUCAGUUUAAUCUGAGAACUCAACCGGAGCUCACCGUCUCUCCGAGUCUCUUUGUAUCCUGUGUUCAGGUCAUGUAUGCCCGGGCUGUGUGGCUGGAGCAUGGAAAGGAGGUGGAGGGGACUGCCCCAGACAACUGGAUUGAUGUCGACAACAAAACUAUUAGAUGGCCAAAAAUGAGAGAAAAGGCAGCUUUCUACAAUCAGCACCCCCCUCAGGAUGACUGGAUGACAUUCACUUUGGUGAAACGUAAAAUGACCUCCGUUAACAUUGAUGAAUGCAAUGAAUAUAACAUGACGAGCCAUGUUGAAGAAGAACAGGAAAAUGAGCAAGUAGUGAAGAGGAAAAAGGCCAAACGCAAGUUUGAUGACUAUAUUCUUGAAUCUGACUAUCUAGACGAGGAAGAGGAGACCAUGACAGAUGCCUUUGUAAAGGCACCCUCCUUUCCUGUUCCACCAACAAAGUCCAUUCAGAUGGGGUCUGCUGGAUGUAACAAAAAGUUUACUGCUAACCCUGGACAUCCAAAUGUAAACAACACCAGCCAGCUGGGGGGCUCAGAAUCUGACCAGUGCGGUCACAGCAGUGGAUCCAGGCACAGCGACAGGUCCCACCACAACAGCCAGUCCAGGUACAUUGACGGGUCCCAUCACAGCAGCCAGUCCAGGCACAGCGACAGGUCCAGGCACAGCGACAGGUCCAGGCACAGCGACAGGUCCAGGCACAGCGACAGGUCCAGGCACAGCGACAGGUCCAGGCUGAGCAACAGGUCACAUCAUAGUAGACAGUCCAAGCACAACAGUGGGUCUAGGCACAUCGACCAGCAUAGACACAGCAAAUUGUCUAGUGACGGCAGCAGGUCUCAACACAGCAAGCAUUCCAGACAGGGUGACUUGUACAAGAACUAUUAUGAUGCUGUUCAAACGCCAGUCUCAAGAUCCUCUGGCAGAUCAUUCUCCCAGCAAAGUCCGAGGUCUUCUGCAAAUGUAUCCAGUGCUAGGUCUCAGAUGGAAGGACACUUAAGAUUUCCACUGUCCACAGCGAAGUUUCAGAAAAAAGUCUUGGCCAAAUUGGUGGAUAUCCACUUAGAGGUCAGAAGGGUGGGAAGAAGUGAGCCUACACUUUCAUCUGCCAAUAUAAAGCAGCUGGAGACAAUGGAGGAGUUUGAGAGGGAGGAGGAAUGCCUCAAGGACAAGCCAACCUUUGAAUCCCUGGUGUUACAACUUGCAAGAAUUGGUGGGAAAGAUGUAAGAGACUGUGUCCACAAAAUUCUUGACAGGCUCUUCACCAACCAGUUGAUGGCAAAGUUCAAUAUGAAGGGGAAAGGGAAGAAGCAUAAACUGCCUCUGGAGACAACAAACAUAUAUGAAGCAAUAAGAGCGGCAGUCAUGAAGUGGGAUAAAGAAGCUACAGAGGCUGCAAUAAAGCAUCAUGCAGCAGACCAUCUUAAACAUGCACCUGGGAGGAAGGGAGGAGGAGGACAUGUUUGUUUGUAGUUCAUUUAAAGUUCC
Molecule: messenger RNA, 1847 nt
Organism: Astyanax mexicanus (Mexican tetra)
Lineage: Eukaryota; Metazoa; Chordata; Actinopteri; Characiformes; Acestrorhamphidae
Exons: 12
Coding region: 414-1832 (472 amino acids)
Source: RefSeq, a predicted model, not a curated record